AUGCAGCUGCUGCUCCCUCACGUACCGAAAGUCGCGACCUCUUUCCGUUUCGCGCGCCUACUCCAGGCUAGAACGCACUCUUCGUCUUCACUACCAGAUGGAUGGGAGGCCAUAACACGCAAGAAUGGAGACGUGGUGUACUUCAAUAAAGACCUGCGCAAGACUGUUCGCCACCUCCCGGGCGUAAGCUCCCGGAGUGUAGAGGAUGCACAUUGUAUAUCAAGAGAGGAAGCGAGCGAGGACUCAUCUGCGGCCACAGUGUCCCACCAUGAGAGCACGGGGAGCGACGUCUUUGUACCCAUUGACUUCGAUACAGCCAUGUCGAUCGAAGGCCAUGAGUCGCAGGUGGUGCACAUUGAGCUCGAGCCUGGGCAAUGUCUUCGCGCGGAAACAGGUGCCAUGAUCUACAUGACCGAUGGCGUGAAGAUGGAGACGACGACUGCUGGGGGUAUGGGUGAAGGCAUGAAGCGAUUGAUGACUGGAGAGAACUUCUUCGUCUCACGAUUUACAUACGAUGGCAGCGAAACCGGCAAGGUGGCUCUUGGUACGAGCUUUCCAAGCAAGAUCAUUCAUCUACGUCUGAGCGAUUUUCUCGGCGGGUCCAUCAUCUGUCAAAAGGGGGCAUUUUUGUGUGGCUCCGACACCGUGAACAUUGAAAUGGAGUUUGCCAAGAAGUUUGGCGUCGGCUUUUUUGGUGGAGAAGGGUUUAUUUUGCAGCGGCUUACCGGUAACGGUGACGUGCUUGUCCGCGCCUCGGGUACUUUAAUCAAGCGCGAUCUGCAACCUGGUGAGGUGCUUCGUAUUUCAAGUGGCUGUCUUGUUGCGUUUGAACCCAGCGUGCAUUACGACAUCACGAUGAUGAAAGGAGCGAAGAAUGUAUUGUUUGGUGGCGAAGGGUUGUUCGUGACGACACUCACUGGGCCAGGUAAAAUCUAUCUGCAGAGCUUGCCAUUUGAGCGUGUGAUUGGAGAAAUGGCAGCUCGAAUCCCUCGCAAUGGCGUAGGCGGCAUGAUGUUUCCGUUCAUGGGCGGCGGCGGAGGCGAUCAAGAUGCCAACGCUGGUACAGCGGACGAGGCCAGCGGAGGACCUGUUGUCGAUACUGAAGACAAUGUCGACUUGGACGAUACCGCAGAUGACUGGGGCGCAAAGGAUAGCGAUAUUUACGGUGGCAGUGGCAGCGACUCGGGCGAUGACAGCACUUCUGACGACUUCGCUGACGUCGGGUCGGAAGAGUCAAGCGGCGACGGCGGCAGCGGUAUCAUGGGAUUCUUCGACAGCCUUUUUGGCAACGACAAAGAUUAG
Molecule: messenger RNA, 1302 nt
Organism: Peronospora matthiolae
Lineage: Eukaryota; Oomycota; Peronosporomycetes; Peronosporales; Peronosporaceae
Source: the annotation of a GenBank genome assembly